Molecule: messenger RNA, 4234 nt
Organism: Scophthalmus maximus (turbot)
Lineage: Eukaryota; Metazoa; Chordata; Actinopteri; Pleuronectiformes; Scophthalmidae
Product: TLC domain-containing protein 4-B
Exons: 7
Coding region: 425-1225 (266 amino acids)
Biological process (GO): lipid homeostasis
Cellular component (GO): membrane; endoplasmic reticulum
Source: RefSeq, a predicted model, not a curated record
GCUACCUCUCUCACACACACACACACACUUACACUCCCUCGAUCGUUGCAGUAAUCGAGCGUCGAGCUCCAUGAUCUGCACCUCUGCAAGUAUGCACGGCUCAUGUCGGACGGGAUUCUCGAUAAACAGCGCCAGGCCGGCACAUUCGCGCAGCAGCAGCAGCUUCUCUGCGCGCCCCGCAACCUGUUAGCGUGCGUGUGUGUGCGUGGACCAGGAGGCGGGCUGUUUUAUUUAUUUAUUUAUUUUCAUCAAUAACAACAACAACAGCAGCAGCAGCAGCAGCAACAGCAACAACAAAAGAAUGAGUCGAAAUGGCCGUGGCUUUGCCUCGACGCACACGGCCCCGAGGGCCACCCUGGACACCACGGCCAGUUGAGAGAGCGAGGCGGUGAAUCAUCUUGAUGAGAGUCAAGCGUGGGGUUGGAUGGCCAUGGACCCUUUCAGACAGCUCAUCCUCACCAUCUCGGUGACCAGUUUCCUCACCUUCCAGUGGCUCUUCCACAAAGUCAGCCCCUGGAUGUCCACCCGCAUCAGCCCCAGCUUCCUUGGCCUCAGUGACAAGCAGCGGGUGGAAUGGAACUCAAGGACAGUGUCAACGUUUCACGCACUGUUGGUGGGAAUCUUCUGUCUCUACAUCUUGCUCUUCGAUGAUGUCGUCAAUGAAGAUCCAGUCUGGGGAGAUCCUACACUGGUGAAGACUAAUGUUGCCAUCACAACAGGCUACCUCAUAUCUGAUCUGCUGCUAAUAUUUUACUAUUGGAAGGCGAUAGGCGACAAGUUUUUUGUAGUUCACCAUCUGGCAGCGUUGUAUGCUUACUACUAUGUACUGGGCGAAGGAAUGUUGCCUUAUUUUGCGAACUUCCGCCUGCUCGCUGAGUUUUCUACACCGUGUGUGAACCAGCGCUGGUUCUUCGAGGUAUUGGGUUAUCCCAAGUCUUCGCGGCCCAACAUGGCAAAUGGCGUUGCCAUGGCAGUAGUCUUUUUCAUGGUCCGCAUCGCCGUCAUGCCAGUCUAUUACUGUCGUAUGUAUGCAGUCUAUGGCACUGAGCCCUUCUACCUUGUGCCCUGGGGUGGCCGCGUGGCUUGGAUCGGCUCCAGUAUCUGCUUGGACAUCAUGAACAUCAUGUGGAUGCAUAAGAUCGGCCGCGGCUGCUACAAGGUGUUGCGCACGGCUCACCGGGGCAAAGGCGGCGCACCACCUCAGGAGAAUGGGAAGACAGAUUAAGGCGACCAGGGUGUCCGUGGCAAGCAAACGCCACAAUGUAGACAACAUGACGUGACUCUCGGUGCAGCGGUGAGCAGCAGGUCAAGCUGCUUCAGCAGUAGCACACCUGGUACUUGUGGCUGAAUGUAAUGAUGGAAACUGGGAUUCCUUUUUUUGGGGGGAAAGUGGGUGCGGUCGCUGAGAUGUACCAAUGGACCAUUCGACUGGCCCUCCCUGAGUCAUGAAAUGACGUCUUAGCAAUAUUUUGUGUGCAUGGCCAAUGUUUUCUUUCUUUUUUUCUCUCUUGAAACAGUUCACGACUACACGGAAAGAGAGGUCGUCCAGGGGACAGUGGACUGUUAGCCCAACCACCAAUUGUCAAAAAGUUAACCAUUCUUCACAUAUUUUAGUUUUGUUUCAAAAGCCAGCCUUUAAGAAAUGUACGGGGAUAUUGCGAAUGUCUUGGUGGCAUUUCGCAUUUGAAUGGUGAAUAAAAAAAAAUAAAGGGCUGAAGGGCAUCGGUACCAUACAUGUAGUGUUUUUGUUUGGUCCAUCAGGGGUAGAGGCUUAAGGGAAAUGAUGCGUUCAGGGUUCAUCGGUACAGAUGUGCUUAAAAAAGGCAAACUGAAUGUCAACACUGUGUAGGCAUGUGCCAUUAUGAGAUUUUGACGGUGUGAUAACCAUGGGCAAAAAAUACCGCAGGUUUCACGGUAUCAAGAACGGUAAAUUACCCUGGAGAAAUAGAGGCAACAGGCCAUCAAACAUCUGAUUUGUAAAUACACACGAUUCCAUGUGUAUACAAACUGAUAUUUAGCUGGACAGAAACCAAAAGUUUAGACAUAAACCGAAAUGUGUCCCUGACACUUUUAUCUUGGGGUCUGCAUUUUAUUCAUUUACACGUUGUGCAAUGUAUACUGAAGGGGGUGACACUGACCUGGAGUGCUAAUAAUGGAAUCAGUGUCACAGACAAACCCUAAUGUUCCACAAAAUGCUUUGAAGUGUCACACUUGUUUAUUAUAUCUUUUUUUUUUUUUUUUAGCACAAACUGUUUAUUAUACCCCUGGGCAACAUUUGCCAACCAGCUGCAUGCUGCUAUGUGUUUUCCAAAUGAGGAGUUUUGGAAUUCGACAUGAUUUAAGUACAUUGAUUUGUUUAAAAAUAAAAUAAUAAAACAAAAAGCAGAAUGAAUUUGUUUCUACAGUCUUAGGUUUUGUGUCAAAUCAAAGUAGAAUAAUCAGUGUUUCAUAUGGUUUGAAAAGUUUGUAAGGAAUAUUUUGUAAUUGUUUAAGAGCAUUGUAAUAAAAACAGCUUCUGCCUCAUGUUAUAUAUGAUUUACAACCAGCUUUUAACCACAACAAGCAGUUCCAUAAUUAUCCAUCGGCUGGACACAAGGGUGGCUUUUUUGUUUUCAGUGGGUCUGAAUAUUUUGAGAAGUUGUGAAGGUUAACAUAUUAUGAAUGUUUUGUUCAGCAUCAUUCUACUAACAACACUGAAAACAUGGAACAAUUCAGCUCAAAGUUAUUGAAGAUAACUCAUUCGUUCAAAUGAAAAGUUCGAAUUCAUCUAUGAUUUACCAAACCUACUUGAAUUUUCAUUGUUCGUGUAUUUUUAUGAGCUGUACAUCAAAAGCUGUCAAAUGUGAAACAGAAACAGGGAUUGUUAACAUGCCUUGCUAAUAUGCAGAAUUUUAUUUUGUUGCCUUUUAAAAAACAAACCAGUUAGGAUUGCACAGUGAAUAUUUUGUUAUCGAUCUCCUCACGACACUUUGAUGAACUUGUGUUUUCCGUGUGUAAUGUGAUUGUUUUGCCUUUGUUAAAGAUCAGUUUGAAAUGUUAAACGCUUUUGCGUUUGUUACAGAUUUUAAAGUGUAAAAAAAAGAUGGAAAUUUGCUUACAUGUGCCAGCGCUCGAGCCAUUAUUAUUCCAUGGUAAAACGUUGUGGUGUCGUCAUAGGAUGAUGCUUGUUUCUCUUUUUUUCGAUAGUGCCAACUUGCAACCAGUGGUUCAGAUUAGUUCUGUUCACAACGCACGCUGUGGCCGGUCACAUUAGUAAUGACGAGGCUCGGUAUAAUUUGUCUGUGGUAGAGCUUCUUUCAUUUGCGCCAUAGAACCAGGGUGUUUUGGAUCAGGAUGGACCUGCCGACUUUAUUAUGGGUGUACAUCCUCAACAUUACAAGUGGAUAUCACUAAUGUCACGUCGUAGAAAGCAGCCAGGGUGUGGUGUCUCGUCCGUAUUUCACCGCAAUUCACACAAAAUCGUUUUCGGGACACGCAUGGUCAAUGUGGUCGUCUCCGUGCAUUCUCUAUUACUGCAUGUGGUGUUGCAUGUGGGCAUUGCGCUGUAAACAAACUAGCAUAUACACUUGCAAGACAAUUUUUGUUCCUAUUUUUCUUAGUAAAUGUACAUAAUGGUUACUUAAACUAUAUUCUUGUACUGUGUCACAAUGUAAUCCACAUGAUGAUGAUGCUGUGGGUAGAACAUUUGAAAGCAUAUAUUUAGUCCAGUAUCUGGCACCGAAGUUAUCAGUAAGGUAAUACUUGAACAAGGUUAAUAACAAUCUCGGCAGUGCAAAUAAACAUCAAUACAAUGAGCAAAUUGCAUCAUAAGCGUACCCUUGUCUUUAAUUUAUUAAUCCAAACGAAGUUAAAAAAAAAAACAGUCAUGGUAAGUGAGCGACAGCUCCUUCACUUGAUGCUGGUGUUUUUGUCCUGAAUGUACAGAGGAAGAGGUGUGAGUGCAGUAGGUGGGGUGUGAAGUGACACUGAUUGUGUUGAUCAGAUGAGAAAAUACUCGUCAUUUACAUUUUCAUUUGCUCAUUACAAUACAAUAAAAUACCAAGUUAUCUCCUGCCAAGAAAAAAAUGCUUUGUUGGCACAUUUGAGUGCAUAAUUAAUGAAAACCUUUAUGUGACAUGGAUUUUAUUGUACUGCCAUACAUGUCAUUGUGUUGUUUUUGCUCACCUGACACCGCCUUCUUUGAAGAAAGCAUUAUACAGAAACAUUUUAUUGUCAAUAAAAGCCACAAAGUUAA